Messenger RNA from Gopherus evgoodei (Goodes thornscrub tortoise), 5478 nucleotides. RefSeq names its product zinc finger protein 271-like. Gene Ontology annotation, biological process: regulation of transcription by RNA polymerase II. NCBI's taxonomy places the organism in Eukaryota, Metazoa, Chordata, Testudines, Testudinidae. The transcript has 4 exons. The record is from RefSeq and is a predicted model, not a curated record. Bases 2252 to 5377 code for a protein of 1041 amino acids. Gene Ontology annotation, molecular function: DNA-binding transcription factor activity; RNA polymerase II cis-regulatory region sequence-specific DNA binding.
UGAAUCCUGAGAAAGUGACUCUGAAAAGACUUGGGGUUCAUAACAGCCACACAACCCAACAUGGGCUCCCCGUGCUACAAAGUGCUAAUUGGACCCUCGGCCAUAUUAAUGAGAGCGUCGGUGCUGCUGGCCGUUCUGGGGGCAGCGACAUGGCCCCACAAAAACAAGGCGAGGACGGGAGAAAGCCUCUGCGGGCGAGAGAUUUCGAGAACUCAGCCAAAGGAAGCUGGAGAGGCGACCUGAGCCAAUCCUUGCUGCUGAUAAGCUCCUGAACCUAGCAGAGAAAGAGCUGAAAAAUCCGUGGCCGGCAGCUAAAACCCAAACAAACUCCCGUGUUGAAUAAGGCAGCACAUUUUACACCGCUGUGGGUGCUUAUCCAUUGGCACAAACUCCUAAGGGUGGGGGUGGAUUUUCCGUCUCUUGAGGCCUCCCCAUCUCAACUGGCUGCCUUCCCGGAAGAGGCUUGAAUCAAACACAAGUGACUGGGUUCCCUACCAGGAGAAGUGGGUGCCGUUCUCUGACCUGGGUUCUACCGGAUGUCAGACGCAUCCUGGGCCUGGCCGUUUAAAUCGGAUUAAAUUCAGGAAGGACCUAUGCAAAGUACGGAGCUCAGGCAGGAGCAAUGCGUCACCCAGAUGUUGUCAGCAGCUACCGGUGUGGUGCUCAGCUCUUGUUCGAGGAUGAUAACAGUCGGCUGCGUGCGUGUUCCCUCUGUGUGCUGCCCCAGCUCUGCAGAUCGCUGACACAGCAAACCCCGAGAGAGCCCUCAAAGACCACGCACUCUAAUAAGGUACGAAGGAACCCGAGCCAGGUUUAUUGUCACACGAAGCAUAGGAAUAGUUUCCCGUAGACCCUACAGGACAUACUAUGAAUUUGUGCCCCGGCAAUGGACCGGCUCAGUCAGUGGCGGGACUUACCACUGCUCCCUAGGCUGGCCAAAGACGCGCACACUGGGACCUACUUUUGUACAGUUACAGGGCAGAUUAUUCAUCCCUCCUAACGUAUUGAGGUUCAGCCCCUCGGCUCAUUAGGGACUGUCUCCCCUUUGAUCAUGUUGUUCCAGACAAACAGAUCUAUCCAUCAUGCUGUCCUGUCUUUAAGAUGCACCUGCCUGUUCCUUGUCAUGUCUAUGGAGUGUCCUUGUAGCAGGUUGUCCAGGUGCCAUCUUGGCACAAGUUCCUCUUAUUAGCCCUUAUUUGUGAACGCAGCUGCUUCUAACAACCCUCUUCUCGCCAGUUGCUGGGAGUGAGGCCUGCCUCUGGUUCACAGCCCAGCUUUUGCUUAGCAAUGUCUGGAAGUACUUUGGUUCAGGCUUCAGGCCUCAGACUAGGCCUCUGACACAAGAGUUUAUAUUUCAGGGCCUCAUCUUACUACACCAGAUACAAAGCGGGGAAUGAUGGCCUAGGAGGCAGAGCUGCAGAAAAGGACCUGGGGCUGAGAGUGGCUCACAGAUAAAAUACGAGUCAACAAGGUGAUGUGGUUGGCAAACACCUCCCCCCCACCCCCACCCCCACCCCCACAUGAACAUUGUUCUGGGGCGUUGCAGGCGAGAGCUGGGAAGUCGUUCUCCCCCUGUGCUCAGUGCUGCUAAGGCCUCAGCUGUGUCCAGUUCUGGGCCCCGCGCGGAGGAGAAAGAGCCCCGAAAAGGAGGGAACAGUCCAGAAAACAUGAUUUAUGAGGAGAGGUUGAAAAAGCGGGGUUGGCCUCGUCGGGAGAAGAGAAGACAGAACGGGGACACGAGCAUCGUCUUCGAGCACAAGAAAGAGGGUUACAAAAAGCAGGGUGAUCGAUUGUUCUCCUUACCCGCAGAGGACAGGACAAGAAGCAAUGGGCUUCAGUUGCAGUCACCACGUGUCCUAGGAGACCCCUUCCAGCCGCUAUUGCGAUGAUAAUAAAUAAUCAUUGUCACUAAACCAGCCUCCAUUCUGCAGGUCCCUCCACUGCCGGCCAGUGUAUUGUCCCGCUGAUCUUGGAGUCAAAGUUCUGGCCACCUGAUCUUCUUGCAUUUAGCCUCUUAGGCUUAGCUAAAAGCCUCGCUGCAGAGUGGUGCUCGGUGUUCUUAACAACGUUGCUAGGCGAAUUCCUCACGUCUUCUUCCGCAGAAAUAGUGGAUGGCAGCACGGGAAGGAGCCGUCCCGAAACUGGCGGAGAUGGGGUGAAAAAUCUCUGCUCACCCAAAUCCAUCAAUUGCACCUAUCUUUCUAGCUGGGGCACAGAUUAUCCCGAUUCUUCCCCCGCUGUGACCUCCCGGAUGGAGAGAGGGGAAGAGCCGAGCGUCCCGGAUCUCCAGGGCUCUGAGGAAAGGGAGAUCUCAGGAGCGGAGCGGAAAUCGCCGGAGGACAAACCUCCCCAGGACCCCAAGCUCGCUGGCCCUGAGUGGCCGUGGGAGAACCUUUCCUGGACCCAAGCGGGCCGCCCGCCCCGCCUCGAGCCCCCGUCCUCCUCCGCCCGGCCCCCUGCCCCGCCGCAGCGCAAGGGCGAGCGCCCCUACAUCUGCAACGAGUGCGGGAAGAGCUUCACCCAGUGGUCCAAGCUGGUGCGGCACCAGCGCAUCCACACGGGCGAGCGGCCCAACACCUGCACCGAGUGUGGGAAGAGCUUCACCCAGAGCUCCCACCUGGUCCAGCACCAGCGCACCCACACCGGCGAGAAGCCCUACCGCUGCUCCGAGUGCGGCAAGAGCUUCAGCUGGAGCUCCAACCUCAUCCAGCACCAGCGCACCCACACCGGCGAGAAGCCCUACCAGUGCGGGGAGUGCGGCAAAGCCUUCAGCCAGAGCACCAACCUCAUCAAGCACCAGCGCUCCCACACCGGCGAGAAGCCCUACCAGUGCGGCGACUGCAAAAAGAGCUUCUACCGCAGCUCCGACCUCAUCCAGCACCAGAUCACCCACACCGGCGAGCGGCCCUUCAAGUGUGCCCAGUGCGGCAAAGGCUUCACCCAGAGCGCCAACCUGGUCAAGCACCAGAAGAUCCACGCCGGGGAGAAGCCCUUCCGGUGCACUGAAUGCGGGAAGACGUUCAUCCAGAGCUCGGAGCUCAUCCAGCACCAGCGCACCCACACCGGUGAGAAGCCCUACGAAUGCCUGCAGUGCGGGAAGAGCUUCGGGCACAGCGCCACGCUGGUCAAGCACCAGCGGCUGCACAUGGGGGUGGAGCCCUACAAGUGCCCCACCUGCCACAAGACCUUCGGGCUCAGCUCGGCCCUGGCCCGCCACCAGCGCUGCCACACCGAGGAGCGGCCCUACGCCUGCAGCGAGUGUGGGCAGAGCUUUAGUCUCAGCUCCAACCUCACCCUGCACAUGCGGAUCCACCGGGGCGAGAAGCCCUACCGGUGCGGGGAGUGCGGGAAGAGCUUCGGCAUGAGCUCCACCCUGAUCCGGCACCAGCGGAUCCACACCGGCGAGAAGCCCUACCAGUGCGCCGAGUGCGGGAAGAGCUUCGUCCGCAGCUCCCACCUCAUCCAGCACCGCCGCACCCACACCGGCGAGAAGCCCUACCGCUGCGGGGAGUGCGGCAAAGCCUUCAGCCAGAGCUCCAACCUCAUCACCCACGAACGCAUCCACAUGGAGGAGCGGCCCCACGUGUGCCACGAAUGCGGCCAGCGCUUCGCCGAGGAGGAGGCCCUGCGGCGGCACCAGGAGGAAGGGCAUAGUGGCGGGGCGGGAGGCAGGGGGCUCGGGGAGAGCCGGGAGGCUUGCAUCUGCAAUGAUUGCGGGAAAAGCUUUGGAGAUAGCUCAGCGCUGGCCAAGCACCAGGAGAUCCAUUCAUCUUGUAUCUGCGACGACUGUGGACAAAGCUUUGGAGAUAGCUUAGCGUUGGCCAAGCACCAGAUAACCCAUGUGUCUUGCAUCUGUAAUGACUGCGGGGAAAGCUUUGGAGAUAGCUCAGCGUUGGCCAAGCACCAGGAGAUCCAUUCAUCUUGCAUCUGCAAUGAUUGUGGGCAAAGCUUUGGAGAUAGCUUAGCGUUGGCCAAGCACCAGAUAACCCAUGUGUCUUGCAUCUGUAAUGACUGCGGGGAAAGCUUUGGAGAUAGCUCAGCGUUGGCCAAGCACCAGGAGAUCCAUUCAUCUUGCAUCUGCAAUGAUUGUGGGCAAAGCUUUGGAGAUAGCUUAGCGUUGGCCAAGCACCAGAUAACCCAUGUGUCUUGCAUCUGUAAUGACUGCGGGGAAAGCUUUGGAGAUAGCUCAGCGUUGGCCAAGCACCAGGAGAUCCAUUCAUCUUGCAUCUGCGAUGAUUGUGGGCAAAGCUUUGGAGAUAGCUUAGCGUUGGCCAAGCACCAGAUAACCCAUGUGUCUUGCAUCUGUAAUGACUGCGGGGAAAGCUUUGGAGAUAGCUCAGCGUUGGCCAAGCACCAGGAGAUCCAUUCAUCUUGCAUCUGCGAUGAUUGUGGGCAAAGCUUUGGAGAUAGCGUCGCGCUGGCUGAGCACCAGGAGAUCCAUGCCCCAUGCAUCUGCCCAGAGUGCGGACAGAGCUGUAAGGACAGUGCUGCCCUCACCCGGCACCAGAUCACCCACAUGCGUGAAAAGCUUUACAAGUGCCCUGACUGUGGGCAAAGCUUUGGUGACAUCUCUGCCCUCACUCAGCACCAGAGGAACCACAUCAGGGAGAAGCUGAGGUGCCCCGAUUGCGGGCAGGGGCUCGGGGUGAGCUCGGCUCCGGCCCCGUCCAAGCCUUUCCAUGAGUGCUCGGCGGCCAGUGCCCACGAAAGAAGCCACGUCGAGGGGGAGCCCGUCCGUGACAGCUCAGAGCUUGGUGUCCACGAAAAAGGCCACCCCAGGGCAGAACCGUCCCACGCAGCUCUGGGCGUCCAUCAAAGAGGCCGGGCCGCAGCAGAUCCCUUCCCUGAUGACUCAGCCAGCGGUGGCCGCCCCAGCUCGGGCGAAAUGGCCAGCCUCAUCCAGUGCCCGGCCACUGAACCCUACAAGUGCCACGACUGCAGCCAGAGCUUUGCUGAGGGCUCGGGUCUCUCCCGCCACCUGGCCUCCCACCCCAAGCCCUUCCGGUGCCCGCAGUGUGGGCGCGGCUUCCCGGACGCGGCAGCCCUGGCCCGGCACCGGGAAGUCCACGCUGGAGGGGAGCCGGCUGGGCUCGGGGAGAAGAGCCGCAAGAGCUGUGCCGAGAUCUCCGCCAUCCUCUUGCGCCAGGGAAACCACGUGGCCGGGCGUGGCCCACGGAGGCACGCGGCAGACGGCUCCCUUCCUCCCAGCGGCUCAGGCCUGGCUCGGCCACGCCUCCAACCCUUGGGCCGCGGACCAGCCACGGCUGCCCGCCGGGACGGGAGGAUGUCUCUGGCACGUCCGGAAUGUGGCAAAGGCUCCCAGGGGGGCUCUGUGCUCCUACAACACCUCCAGAACCAUGUGGGGGACAGGGUGUGAAGGCCCCGAGGCCACCCGGCCACUCGAUUACACGUGUCUUUCAUCUCCUGGCCCGGGAGGAACUCAGCUGGGAACCUUCCCUCGAACUGCAGCGGCUGGGA